AGCUGUAUUAAAUCUAACAACACACCGAGGACAGCCUGACUCCUGAGCACAUUACUAGCAGAGAACAACAGGAUUCCAUCUGGACUCAGCAAAUCUCGGCCACUAGCAGCCCCUGUGUUACACACUGUGCUGAACCCCGGACUUGAGACUGAAUACAGAAGAACAGAACUUCUCAUCUUUGCAGAGUUUUUUUGGAUCAUAUAGUUUUUGCUCCUGCUCUUGUAAAGAUUUCAGACUGCAGGAGGAUAUGUUAGGCUUCAGGGUGAUGGUUCAGUGUCACUACCUGCUUGGCUGUUUUGUAGUUCUGUCCUCAGGUAAUAAACUAUGGGAUGUCCCAGUUCCUCCGGAGCAACAGCUUGGUUCUGAAAGAUUGAACUGGGAGCCUCAAUGCCAGUACCAACUUCGCCAUCUACAGGAUGGUGCCCGCAUUACAUCUCUGCUGCCUCCAAAUGUAGAAGGUCACUGGAUCUCCACAGGAUGUGAAGUGCGGCCUGGACCAGAAUUCCUCACAAGAUCCUACACCUUUUAUCCUAAUCGGUUGUUUAAAGCUCUCCAGUUCUACUACAGAGAUCCUCAAUGCCAGAAACCCUCCUUCUCACUAGUGGUCAAGGGGAAACUGCGCCUUCGCCAAGCUUCCUGGAUAACAAGAGGUGCCACCGAGGCAGAUUAUCACUUGCAUAAAGUGGGUAUUGUCUUCCACAGCCAGGAAAUGAUGACUUCUGUUAGAGCUCAGAUGAACAGGACUUGUGCUGGGUUUGUGUCUACAGGCAGAGCUUGGGCACCAGGGAGAGUAUAUGAGCUCCUCAGCGCAAAGUCAGACAGGGAUUGUACCUCUGCUAUUGGAUUCACCAUGCAUGAGCUGAGUCUGGUGAGGCUGGAAAAGCAAUAUAUUGCACACCAUAUGGGAGGGUUAGUGGAAAAGCUCUUUCUUGGAGAUAUUCAUACAGAGAAGUCUGAGAGGAUCCAUUACAGACCAACCGGAUACCAACAGCCCUUACAGAGCGCAGUGCUUCAUAUGCACCCGUGCCAAGUCUGUGCGAUUAUCUACAAUGCAGAUGAACACCAUCCUCCUGUCUUACCAGAAGCUCCCCAUCCGCCAUCCCAUCUUAGCGGGAAAUGGGUAAGCAGCCAGUGUGAAGUGCGCCCAGCUGUACUCUUCCUCACUAGAUAUCUGACAUUCCAUGGGGACGACCGAACAUGGGAAGGAUACUACUACCACUAUGCUGACCCACUCUGCAAACAACCCACAUUUACACUCUAUGCUUCUGGUUAUUACACUAAAGGAAUCCGCUCAGACCAAGUGCAAGGGGGCACAGAACUAAUGUUCAAAGUGAGCAAAGCUAUGGUAAAACCAUUGAACCAGGGUACACUACGGAUGCUGAAUGCAUCAAAGCCUGGUAGUUGUGGAGAGACAGGAAGCUGGGGCAUAGGGGAGGAAGAGGAUAUCACAGCAACUGGAGGUUGUGACGUUCUAGGGAUCCGCCUUCCACACACGGAAUAUGAACUCUUCAAAAUAGAGAUGGACUCAAGUGGACGGCGUCUACUGUAUAUGGGUGAGAGGCCCACGGAUGGGACCAGCCCAGACACACUCAGCAAACGCCCAACAUCCUACCAACCCCCACUUAUUCAAUGUGCUGAGGAACCUGCACUCCCUUCAAGACACAGCCACUCUCUGGAUGUGAUACAAAACAGAUCGUCUUUAUUACAGCCUUACCCUGCAGUUUAUCUUUUAUUUAUUCUUAUAACGCAUAUUUUAAGACAGAACUGAUACUAUGCGGUUGAUUUUUUUUUAUUAUUAUUAUUUGUGCAGCUCGCAGAGCUUGGACACUUUCAGUACAAAAAGAUAAAAAUGAUCUUACAUUUUUACUUUUGUCGAUUUUGUAUAUAUUCUUCAAUCUGGUUACUGGACAUUGACAUUUAUAGAGAUGGCAAUGUCCAAAACAAAGAAUAUUUGGGUCUACAAAAAUAUUAAAAGGGACACUGACAGAUGUAACUAUAAGGUGAGCAAAACAGACAAUAACCUUAGAAAGUGCUGACACACUGGAAAGUGAAGGUACCAACCUAAAACCAAUCCUUUGCCUCUGCCUGUUUUAAAUUUAUGGUAAAUCCGUGCGUUUAACAAACACUAAGAUUUACCAUCACUAAAAAUAAAGUUGAGUUUAACUGAUAAAUUAUUAAAAAAAAGUUUGCUAAACUAACCCUGACUGUGCCGCUGUACCUCGCUAAACUCAGUGGCUCUAGCAGCCCCCAGCGUUCUUCUACCAAUCAGGUGACAUUUGCAUCUCUAAACCAAUAGCCGUGUGUGUCAGCUGACAGUGUUCUUUAUACUAGCAUGGCUAUUGGUUUAGAGGUGCAAACAUCACCUCAUUGGUAGAAGAGUGCUGUGCCGCGGGAGGCUGGAGCCGAUGAGUUUAGCGAGGUGCAGCUGCACAGUUAGGGUGAGUUUAGCACCCUUUUACUAAUAAUUGAUGACUUAAACUCCACUAAACACUCGGAUUUACCAUCACUUUAGGUUGUUAGUACUACCUAACUUAAACAAAGCUGCUAUGUCCCACACAUCAUAGAAUAGUAAGAUUUGCAUCAUAUUCAUUAUUUUGCCCAGGUUCAUUUAGAAUGCAUAGACAAUGAUGGCAUUUCUGAGAAUACCAUAAACAGAUUAUUUUUAAAUGUACAUCCUUUAAAGGGACAUAAAACACAAACUUUUUCUUUUAUGACACAGAUAACAAUUUUCCAAUUUACUUGUAUUAUCAAAUUUGCUUAAUUAUCUUAGUAUCCUUAGUUAAAGGAGCAGCAAUGCACCACUGGGAGCUAGCUGAACACUUUGGGUGAGCCAAUAACAGGAAGAAUAUACAUGCAGCUACCAAUCAGCAGCUAUCUCCCAGAUGUGCAUUGUUGCUCCUGAGUCUACCUAGGUAUCCUUUUUUUUAAAAAAAAAGAAUAUAAAGAGAAUGAAGCAAAUUAUAGAAAAGAAGUAAAUUAGAAAGUUGUUUAAAUUGAAUGCUCUAUCUACAUCAUGAAAGAAAAAUGUUGGCUUUCAUGUCCCUUUAAGGCAGGGCUUUACAAAGCCCUGAGCUAUGGCAUCUAAUAGGUAUCCCUGAUGCCCCCUAGGAUUCAAAUAAAUUUGUCUUUAAGAACUGUAGUGACCUGUCUUACAAUGAUGAUGUGAAUGCCAGGUGUUUAUCUAAUUUGGCACAAGGGUAUGGUAUUUAAAGUUUAUUUUUUAGUGCCGUUCUGUUAAAGGAACAUAAAAUCCCAAAUUUUUCGUUCAUAGAACAUACAAGUUUAAACAACAUUCCAAUUUACAUCUAUUAUCAAAUGCUCUUUCUUUUCUUGUUAUUCUUUGUUGAAAACCAGGGACAUACACUCAGGCGUGUGCAUGUGUCUGCAGUAGUAUAUGAAAGCAGUUUUGCAACAAUAUUAUACAUUAGGAAAAGCACUAGAUGGUAGCACUAUUUCCUGUAAUGUAGUGCUCCAGACAUGUACAUGCAACCUAUCUAGAUAUAUUUUCAACAAAGUAUAACAUGAGAACAAAACACAUUUGAUAAUAGAAGUAAAUUAGAAACUUUUUUUUUAAAAAAUUAUGUUCUCUAUCUGAAUAAUGAAAGAAAAAAAAUGAUUCCAUGUCCCUUUAAGUUUGAAGAAGGGUUCACAUUGACCAAAUCAUCACUGCUGUCUCUUUCAGAUGCAAGGGAAGGCUUGUGACUAUAACUGUUUAUAGAGUUUUAGUUCCACGACUGGAUCUACUUACAAAAUGAGAUCUGCACAGUUUAAGUAUCCAAAUAAAUUUUAAUGGCAUCAUUUUAAAAUGCAUUAGUCUUUGCUGAAAAGCAGAUGCUCUUGUACUCAGUAGCCCAUUGUAAAAGAUGGCCCCUGAGGUAUUUAACACUUGGGAGCCCAGCUUUUCUUACAUUGCAAUGAUCAGUUUUCUUGUAAGAAAAUGUUUCCCUAAAUACUUUUCAUGAUUAACUAUUAUGCCAACACCAUACAGUGAUGCAUGAUGUAUAUAUAUUUUUGUUUCUCAAUAUCUUCUGCACACCAGUUCCCCAGUGCACUUGACAUGGCUUUAACUUGCUAUAUUUGUACAAAAUGUCAAAAAUAAACUAUGAUGAUGAUCUAUUAAAGAAGCUGAAUUUACCUUAACUAAAUUCAAAGACUGUUAUAUAGAUGAACAAGCUGACAGCCGUUUGGUUAGAAAUGUUACUUAUUCAAGUCAGUAUAAUCUUACUGCCAGGUCUUGUUUUGCACUAAUAAAAAGUAAAAUGGGCAUGAAUGAUAUUAAACUGUAAAACUCAGUGACUCAGAACAAA
Molecule: messenger RNA, 4307 nt
Organism: Bombina bombina (fire-bellied toad)
Lineage: Eukaryota; Metazoa; Chordata; Amphibia; Anura; Bombinatoridae
Gene: APCDD1L
Product: APC down-regulated 1 like
Exons: 4
Coding region: 248-1768 (506 amino acids)
Biological process (GO): negative regulation of Wnt signaling pathway
Cellular component (GO): plasma membrane
Molecular function (GO): Wnt-protein binding
Source: RefSeq, a predicted model, not a curated record